UCGAAGUCAUUCGACAGUUUUUAUUUCGUACGGUUGUUCUGGCCGGCUGCGCAUUAAAUUCACGUUCACUUUUUUAUUUGUUCAAGCAGCAAUUGUUUAGAGGUUUGACGACAAAAUUUUUGGAGUUGGAGUAGGAAGAGGCUGCAUUUUGUCAGUCCAAAGCCAAAAAUUUUAGGUGAUAUUUGUCAAGUGUGGUGAAAAUUUGUGUCAGUGUUAGAAAUUAAGAACUAUUAACCCAGUCUAGUCAAUAUGAAGUGUUUCGUUAGUUCCGCGUGUGUUUUAAGUGUGUUACUGGCCACAGCUUGCGCAGCGCCUUUAGUUUCUACUGGACUCCAGGUGUCAGGUGGUGCUUCGACGGGAGGAGGUGGACUCACCAAUAUACUAUCAAACAUUGAUUUACCUGGAUUAUUACAAGGAGUCAACAGUCUAGUAAAAUUGGUCGGGGCUUUCUGUCCGCCUCUAUCGCAGGUACUGGAUAAUGUCGUCCAAAAUGUAACCAGUACGGCAUUCAGGGUGUUUGGUAGAAUCAUUUUGAGGAGCGGAGGUUUGGGUGGCGGAAGCGGCAAUAGCGGUGCUAGCGGCAGUGGCGGAGGACAAAGAGUAAAUGUUGUUCUCCCAACUUUCCCACCAGAUGACGACGAAGAUUACGAUGACGAAGAUAAUGCCUCGAGUACUGUUUCUUCUUCCACCGAAACGAUCAAUCCCGUUACUGCUGCGGUAACUCUCUACACCUCAGCCGGUCUCGAAGAUGAAGCUUCGAACGCGAUAGCGAAACGUCACGUUCGAGUGGUUCGCGAAGCUGAAGCCGAAGCCGAAGCGGAAGCUGCGGAAGAUCAAGAAGGCGCGGAAUCUGCCCCCGAGCCUGGUGAAGAAACCGCCGAGGCUGACGAUCAAGAUAGAUUGAAACGUUUUCUUCCUUGGGGCGGUGGCGACGACCAUGGUCACAAUGCCGGUUCGGGCAAUUUCUUGUUCGAUAUCAUCAGGCUAGUAGCAGGUUCUGGGGCAAGCGAAGGUUCCGACGAGCACGAUCACGGAGGUGUUGCCGAAAUUGACAUCAAACACGACAACGGUGAAGGUAUUCCUGGACCUAUCACCAGGUUUUUCGUGAUUGCUAACCGCGGCAUUGCCAAUGUAAUACAAGACCUCAUCUUGCGUCUCGCCCAAACCAGCGAGAGAUUAGUGAACUUCAAGGCUCGUUUGAUCACAUCCCUUAUCUAAGCGAACACGUUGCCAUCAAACACCAGUCAAAACUUAGGACUCUUCGAGACAAUUUCAAAACGACAUCGACAACAGGGACAUUUCUUUUUGUUAGACUAACGGAUCAAAUUUGUCUUACAAUAAUUGAAAAAUUUCGUUAUAUUUUAUUAUUUAAAACACGGUUUGUUGUAAAUAUUCUAGCUCUUAUUUUUGCGUUUCCACUAAGCAAUUUUUUCUUGCCAUUAUUUCAACUUUCUGUCACUAAUUUUCAGGUUCUAUUUGAAUUUGGUUUUCCUUUGAAAACGGCUAUUUGUAAUAUUUUCGCUUUGAAUUGUGAUUUGCUUCCAGCACCGCUUUCUUCGAGUCUAAUUGGUAAUGCAAGUUUUUAAGUUCCAAAUGAAAUGAUCUAACUAGUUAACGGGCAAUUUUAGGUUGUAUAGUAUUAAUUCCUCUUCACUUCCUUAUAUUUAUUUUAGUUCCUAUUGCUUAUGGCUUCGGAUUAUAAUUUCAAACUUAAAUAGGUACUCUAAAAUGGCUUUUUUUCUUUUAAUAAUUGAAUUGAGAAUUAUCGCUUCGUGGAACUUAAAAAUUUUGAGAAAAGUGCAUUUUGUACAUAACCUGAACAAUUGCUCACCUGUAAAAUUUUCAUGAAAUCCUUAAUUGUUGUAUAUAUGAAAAGAUUUCUACAUCGAAAUGUAGGAAAAUUUUUCUCUCUUCUCUUAUUCUAUAUAGUAGUUUUAGUGUAAAUAGAUCGGACAAAAUUUAAGAAUGCAGUCAGGUUCAUAAGAAUGUGUUGUUAAAGAUAAGUAGGAAAUGUAUGUUUUUUAAAUUAAGUUAAUAAAAUGUAGUUAGGA
This is a messenger RNA of Cylas formicarius (sweet potato weevil), 2051 nucleotides long. RefSeq lists its product as uncharacterized. NCBI's taxonomy places the organism in Eukaryota, Metazoa, Arthropoda, Insecta, Coleoptera, Brentidae. Bases 250 to 1218 code for a protein of 322 amino acids. The transcript has 7 exons. The record is from RefSeq and is a predicted model, not a curated record.